Molecule: messenger RNA, 5133 nt
Organism: Lineus longissimus
Lineage: Eukaryota; Metazoa; Nemertea; Pilidiophora; Heteronemertea; Lineidae
Exons: 12
Coding region: 50-1171 (373 amino acids)
Biological process (GO): protein transport
Cellular component (GO): cytoplasm
Source: RefSeq, a predicted model, not a curated record
UUUCACAUUUCCUGAAUUUCCUGGGUUAAUUGUCGCUAUUUGCGCGGUUAUGAAUGAGUUAUUCAUCAGAACACACGAUGGGAUAUAUCGAUGUGGUGAAACUGUAUAUGGAGUUAUUUAUCUCAAGAUUGCAACACCAACAUCUGCAUAUGGUGUCCGACUUCAUUUCUUAGGAAUUGAAAAAUAUGAUGUGUUUCUUUCGAUACCUGAUGUUGACAAAUAUGCAAAUGUACACAAAAAGAAAUGGAUUGAUUGUGACAAUAUUCAUGUUUAUAGAUCAGAAGAUGGGAAUCCCAUGGCCAUCGACUGUUACAUGUUUCCAUUUCAAAUGAAUCUACCACAGAACUUGCCAGGGUCCUGUUGGUUUGAGUCAAAUAAUGGUCUUGAUAAAGCACAUGUCAAAUACCAGGUGGAAUCUGAAGUACUGGGAUGCAAGCAUUUCAAGGCGAACCAGGUAUUCCACAUUAAACACUCUCCUCUAGAGAAGCCAUCAAAUGAUACCUCCGGCUCUGCAUCAUUGAAGUUUACUGGUGGUAAUUUCCUCCGUCGGAUUUCCAUUUCUGUUACUGCCAGAUUAAAUAAACCAGAAUACUCCACCAAUGAAACCAUUGGACUCAUUUUAAAAUUUGCUGAUUUAGUCAAGUCAAAGAAAAAGGUGGAAUCAAUAUCUGUCCGGGUUAUGCAAUAUCUUGAGGUGACUCUUAAGUGGGAACGACUCAGCUCAGUCGUUUAUUCUCAUAGCAGUUUUAGGGAAGAUACAGACACAACAAGUGAGGAGGGUAGACCUAAUUCUCAUCAUUUACUCAAUGGAAAGUGUGUUCUAAGUCGAGAAUUGACAAUUACAGAUAAUGAGAUUCUUGAAAGUGAGUUCACCUUCUUUGUCCCGUUGUCUCAAGCCCAAGAAAUUGUGAUACCAUCUACACAAGGGCAGCACAUUCGAUCUUGGCACUGUUUAGAGGUACAAAUUAGUAUUGCAGGCAUGGGGAAGAAUUCUCUCACACUCCCGAUCCGCUGCCUUUAUCCCAAGGACAAUGAGGAGUGGUCAAGUUGGCAGCCUCCAGAAUGGACAUAUAGGUCAAAACUCAUUAAGACUCCACAUGUGUGUUCUGUACCAGAAAGUGUACUUGCCUCAGAAGCAUUUGCUGGAUUCCCUGGAUUUCAAGCGUUCUAAAUCUGAUGAGGAUCAUUCUCCUUGCCAUAAUGUGCUGUUGGUGCUAGAUUUGGCAGUGCUUUACCAGAUACAGUCUACAGUUACGGUACAUUCGUUGUAUCAUCUUGCUGAUGUAAUGUCAGUUAUGGCAUCCACAUUAAUUGUACCAAGAUCCAAGACUGUUUUGUAUGGUGAUAGGUCCUUUAAAGUGUCUUAGCCAACGCUUUGGAAUUCGCUCCAAUCUGAGCUUUGAACAAUCGGUGAGCUUGGGGCCUUUCGGCGAGCACUUAAGACGUAUCUUUUCAAACAGGCAUACAACCUGUAGGUUGUGAUCUUGUAGGUUGUGAUCGUUGGGGGUCCCAGCGUAUAAAUGAUUUGGCCCCGGAAACCCAUGAUGAAUGAAUGAAAAUCUCCCAAACUAGUGCACCAAUUCCAAUGCGGUUUUCAGGAUAUUAUCAGAAAUCUUGUUUUCUAUUUAUACAUUAUGGCAGGAAUGUUAAUGCAUGAGUUUUUCAUUAUGUUAUCAGUCAAUUAAAAAAUCCUUAUGAAAAAACUUUUUUGGCUCACCAGGUGAGUCCAUAUUCAGUAGUGCAGUGUCCAUCGUCCGUCGUCGUCGUCGUCGUCGUCCAUCCUAUCCUAUUUCAAAAACAGUGGCAGGUUUCUUAACCGCUAGGGCUAUGGACUCAAAACUUUGUAUGCAUGACCCCCCAGGUCAGGUGACCUCUGACAAUGAAUUUCGGUCCGAUCUGAUUCUGACUUGGCCACCAGGGGGCCAGAAGUGGACAUCUAAAAAGUGUGAUAUCUCUCUUAUGAGUGACUCGUUUUUGAUAACGUUUUUGAUAACGUUUUUGAUUUUUAUGGUAGGUUCUCCUAGUAAGGAUCACCACAUAUCAUACGGGUUUUUGAUUUUGACCUAAUUUUCAAGGUCACAGAGGUCAAAUGGCGUAAUUGUCCGUUUGAGUGUACCUAUGGCACGAUUCUUAACCAAUAAAGCUAUGAACUGGAAAUUUGGUACUCACGACUCCCUACAUCAUGUUACCUCGGACACCGAAUUUCGAUCCGAUCUGAAUCCUGACUUGGCCACCAGGAGGCCAAAACUAAAAAAGGUAAAAAGAGCAAUAACUCGCUUAUUAGUGACUUUUUUUUUCGAUGAUAUUUUUAUGGUAGGAAUUCUGCAAGUAACGAUGUCAUACCGACUUUGGUUUGACCUAUAUACAAUACAUGUAGCAUGUUUCUUGAGCAGGAUGAACUCCUAACCACCAAAUACAUGUAUCUAUGCGGUGAGCAAAAUGGCCCUUGGCCGUUUCAAUAUUUCAAACUUGUUUUGAAAUAUUUUUCGCCAGAACGAUAGCAUCCUUUAUUGUAUGUCACAUGUGUUUGUGAUUUUAACUACUUUUCAAGGUCACUGAGGUUAAAUGGCAUAAAAUUUCGAUUUGGCUUUUAACAUGUGUUAUAGCAUGGCAUGUUUCUUAACCAUCAUGUAUUCUUAACCAUCAAAUAUCUAUAAGAUGAGCACAAUGUCCCUUGGCCUUUUCAUUACUUGAGAACAUUAGUUUUUUUAGGCUUCUGACUGUUUUUACCCCGAGGCCGAAUAUCAGCCUUCGGGGUGUUGUCGUCAGUGACAGGGUCCGUCCGUCUGUCCGUCCAUCAUUGAGUUUGGCCGGGCCAUUUCUCGGUGCCUAGCAAGAGUAGGCUUUUCUUAUUAACAGGAUGUGUGUAUCCAUCAAUGAACCUGUGCGCUGUGCCAUUAUUUUUUCAUUUCAACCCUUUGUGGCUGAUAUAGGAGGCGCUAUUCAACCCUUCGAGGCUGAUAUAGAGGGCGCUCUAUACAAAACAUUUGUCUAGGCCAGUAGUUUUUUUAUAUUAACAGGGUGCGUGUAUCCAACAACGAACCUGUGCACUGCACCAUUAUUUUUUUCAUUUUUGCCCUUCGUGGCUGAUAUAGGGGGCGCUACUCGAAAUGUUUGUCCGGGCAAUUUCUCAGUGUGUAUCAAUAGUAGGCCUUCAGUGUGUGUGUGCGUGUGCGUGUGUGUGUGUGUGUAUCUAUCCAGCAAUUAACAUGUGCGCUGUGCCAUUCUUUUUUUCCUUAUAACCCUUUGUAGCUGAUUAGGGAGCGCUACUCGAAAUGUUUGUCCGGGCAAUUUCUCAACCCUUUAUUGCUGAUAUAGAGGGCAGAACUCAAAAUCUUAUCAACUUUCAAAACACAUAAUGUAUUCCCCUUUCUUGGUCAUUUUGUAAUUCUAAUGAAACAAAUGACCCAAUGCCAUUUGUGAAGAUGAAUAAUUCAACAAAGAAAAACUAAGAGUGUUGAUCUGCUUCAAAUGUUUUGUAUACGAAAUGGAUACAUAAUGCUUAUGAAAUGCCUUUACACCACCUGUGUAUCAUACUUUACAACUUCCAAAUACUGGUUAGUACUCUAAAUUGAACACAUUAUAUGUGUCAAACUUCAAUGUCUGCUCAAUCAGCUCCAGACAAGAAACAUAUAUUUUUAAUUUGACCUUAGCACCAUUGCAGAAGAUGGUGACUGCCACUCAGCACUCAGGGUUCAAUGUGAUAGAGCAAGCUGUCCUCCAGCUCAGCCAACUUCGGGUUUUACUGAGGGCUUCAACAUCAUAAUCUCUACAACCUUAAUAUGUAAAAACAGUUCCCCUAUGAAUGAUACAUUCUUCAACUUGCACCCAAGCUGAGGGGACUUAAGUGCGACUGAGCACGUUAUCUUUUUUCAGUGCGAGGGAAAGCUUGACUGUACACUGUACUGGAUGCAUCAGAAAAUGUGCACAAGAUUUACUGCUAAUUGUGAUGUGUAAGGAUGAACACUUUUGAAUGCAUUAUUUUGAAACAAAUGUCAUUGUGAGUACAUUUGUACAUGUACAUGUAGUGUAACUUCAUAGAAUAUCAGCUGUGUGCAUUGUACAAUUAUUUUGAUAUCACUCCAAAUUAUCAUGUAUAUUGUAUUGGCUGAAAAUAAACUUGCACAUUUAAUAACUAAUCAAGUUUUCAAUUCAUUCUCCACAUGUGUGAUCCAUCAGGCCAAAAAGGUUAGUUAGUGGCAUUUGGGGCCAUGUGGAGUUAUGUACAGUCAUACCCAGAAGUAAAUGUCCACAGGUGUUUUUAAAUAUCGCAGAGAUAAGAUAAUUGAAUGUGGUUUUCAGCAGAGAAUGCUAUAUUUAGUUGGUAAUGUACCUGUUGUAUUUUGGACCAGCUGUAAUCCUGUCUCUUUAUUAUGUAACAGGCCAUGUUGAUUUCGUUCUUUUAUACAAUGUAUGGGUGAACUAUGUAUGAUGCAACAAAGGUUUUUUUCGCUUUAAAACAGAAAAUUCCUGCUAAAUUCUUCAUUUUGAAGACUAGUUUUAGCUCGCUGUAGGUGAUUGGUUUUUUUCAGACAGCUGGAGACCUUUGAGAACUCCCCUGGUGGUCAGCAAUGCAGUCAGUCAGGGUCUUUAUGAAUGGGGCCAUUCAAAGCAUUUGAUAGUUCAAUUACUAUUAUAAGCAGAGGGUUGAUUUCCACAUAAAAAUAGGAAGUGUUUACUUAGAAACCCAUUGAAUAUGGUCGAUCCUGUUCAUGAUAGGAAAUCUAAUAUGAUGGGUUUUUUAUUGUAAUAACAUGGCCCUUGGCCAACUCGGGUCAUACAUGAAGGAUUUGGGGUCUUUCUCAAAGAUAAUGGAUGAGAUUAAAAUCAUAUCAUAAAAAUUGUUAGCGAAGGACAUCACUUAUGACUAUCGAACACAUUCUAUGGAAUUGCAAGUGCCAAAAAAUGAUUGUCAUAAUGCACAGUUCAUGGUCUUAUGUGAAUUUUUGAAAAGGCACAUGAAAUAAAAAGAAGUGAUUUUUGGACCCUUUUUUGAAAUGUCUGUUACAUAAUGAAGGGAUGGAAUUAGGUGCAUCCAAAUAAAAUAGAUAUGACAGAUGAUGACACGGGCUGUUCAGGUUAUUGUGUCGACCAUGUCAAAUGCAUCCAAAGAGGAGGGGGUCACGUGGAGGG